AUGUCUUCAUCAGAAGCCCCCGCUGUUUCUGCAACUCCCAUGGCUUCAUCAGAAACCCCCACUGUUUUUGCAACGCCAAUGGCUUCAUCAGAAAUUCCUGAAGUUGAUUCUCACAAUCAAAACUAUCCUGAAAAUCCUAUUUCUGGAUCUGCAACCCACAAUUUUGCCAAUUCAGUGGAAACACAUACACCUGUUCUUGAUUCUGAAAAACAACACCAUGCUGAAAAACCACUUGCUGGAAAUCAAACACCUCCUAAUGUUGAUCAGACAUUUCCAACAGGAUCUGCACAAAGGGAUCCCAAGAUUCAGGCUACUAUACCUGCGAGGAUAAUGAAAGAUUUCCAGAAGUAUUUCCUUCAAGAGGGCUGUGCCAGGAAGAUAUCACGUUUUGAUCAUUGCCUGAAUAUAAGUGGGGGAUAUCGGUGCUCAAAACACGAAUACAAAAUUGUAUUCCGACCUGAUACAAUUGUUCAAUCUGUUGGUUACCAUGACAUCCCUAAUCAUGUAUUUGAAUUUACCCCUUUUGCAGAAAUUACCAAUUUUGUUGCAAAUUUUGACUUCUGUUUUGAUUUGUUGGGACACAUAAUUGGUUACAGUGAUCCAAUUAUUGAUAAUGGUAAGAAGAGGAUUUCGGUCGAAUUGGAAGAUGAAAGGGCCGAUAGGUUAAAGGUCACAUUAUGGGAUGAGCACGCAGACAAGGUGUAUACCAUGAUGACUAAUAAUCCUGAUUACCCUGUUGUCCUUAUUGUUCAAUAUGUCAAAUGCAAAAAAUACUACUAUAUCCAUGCUAUCUUCCAUUUCGGAUACACAAAUUUCGAUGAAUUUGUGCGUGAUGCUGAGAUGUUGACACUGGCUGGAAUUGAUGAUUUGGAACAGCCAUCAGGUGUUGUUGUUUUUGCAAAGAUAUCUGGAUUGGCAAAAGAGUAUGACUGGUCAUACAUAGGCUGUAGCAACUGUAACAGUAAGGUUGUUGAGAUUGAAUCAUCUGCAAAGGAAAACCUCACUGGUGGUAAACAACGGUCGGCCUUUGGCAAAGGUAGAAAAGUAGAUAAUGAAAAGCCAGUUGGACUAGCAAAGAGAUGGAUGUGCAAAAACCAUGGACCUGUUUCUGCCGUCGCUGCAAAAUUCAAGUUGCAAGUGUAUUUAGUUGAUGGUUCAGGCAGCAGAAUUGGUACUCUAUGGGACAGAAUGGUGUAUAACUUCAUAAACAAGACCGCUUCUGUACUACGUGAAGAGUAUCCCAAAGGUUACCCUGACAUUCUAGAUGAAAUUGUGGGGAAAAAGUGUCUGUUCAGGCUAGAUGUCUCAGACUAUAACAUUAGAAACAACACCAGUGAGAUAUCAGUUGCAAGGGUUACAACAGAUGCAGACGUUAUAAGGAAGUACCUUGAUGCUGUUUCAGAUGAUCAGGAAAUAGAUCCUGAGCUAAGUGCCGAAUUCUGCCAUAAUUUAACCCCAUUAUCUGAGAGCACUGCUAAGACAGCAGUUUCUUGCACUGACGAUAAUGAUAUGGGAGCUCCUGGAGAUGAAACGGGUGACAGUCCUCCACCAAAGAAGCAUGCAUCUGCACAAUCUGGCGAAGAAAGUGUCAAGUCCCAGCCCAACAAGCGUCGGCUCAGAUCUGAUCCAACUGCAAAUAUUGGCAGUCGUUACCUCUUGGAAUUGAAUCCAAACGUUGCCAAUCGAUGUGUUAUUAACACACAGUACUUUAGAGCCAUAAAUUGGCCUUCAGAACAAAAACUUUCAUUGGUAAUUGAUGAUAAUCAGAAGCAGUGGAAGUUUCAGAUAUAUACCCAAGAACAUGCUCUAGUAGGUGAGGUUGACAUAAUUAACUACAUAAGGUCUAACAGUGAUCAGAAUACUUUCAACGUGGUUAUGACCAAUGAUGUAAUUAACAAAGGCCGACUGGAGAUACCAUGGCACAUUGUCAGAAGAUUGGACAUUCAAGACUAUCAAUUGUUGAUCCUAUACUACGAUGGAGAACCUAUAAUGAGUAUGGUUCGUGCCAGUUCUGGAGAUUUUCCAUAUAGAUUCAUUGUUCAAGGAGACCUCCAAUAUAUGAUGACUUUGAAAAGGAUCCCAACUGGUAUAAAACUCGGAUUUCGUAUAAACGCGCAGAAGGCAGCCAACAAGGAUUCAUUGAUAUUGGAAGUGCUAAAGCAGACAUUAGACAAGAAAAGGAAUAGAGUUCUUCGACCUAUAAGAUAUGUUAAAAGUAAAGUUCCUAUAAGAUUACCACGCCCUGAUCUAUUGACUGCUAAGAUCUCAAGGUACCAGAGGAAGAAUAUGUUAUAUCAGAGACGUUUCAGUUUAGUUAUCAAUAACCACUCUCCAGUCAUCUCCAACAGGGAAAGACCAUUUUCUGGAAAGGGUUCUCGAUUGGAGAGGAAGAAACAUCUUGAUAAAAAGAAGGGCAAAGUUAUUCAUGAAGAACAACCUGUUACCCUUGGUGGUAUUGUUAUAAGUCAUUCCAACAAUUUCACAGGAAAUGUUUUCAGGAAUACAUUUUCACCAGAAAUUAAGUCUACAGCAAGUGCUAAUGAAGGUUGCAAUUCCAAUUCACAGUUACAUAAAAAUGUAACUAAAGUUAAAGGUACAGUUUAUAUUCCAAGUUUACCCUUUCUUUUCAAGUGUUUAUUGUACUUAACAGUUACACAGACUGAUUUGACAUAA
Messenger RNA from Oldenlandia corymbosa var. corymbosa, 2673 nucleotides. The record is from the annotation of a GenBank genome assembly. Lineage: Eukaryota; Viridiplantae; Streptophyta; Magnoliopsida; Gentianales; Rubiaceae.